GCGCGCGUGCAACUCCACUCCGGGGCUUUGUGCGAGCCCGGGCGAUAGCAUCGGCGGCGGCUGGAGGAGGAGGAGGAGGAGGAGGAGGAGCGGCCGGAGACGGCGUGCCAAGCCCGCCCGGCAGCCGGGGCAGGUGGGAAGCCCGCGCGGGAGCGGAGCCGCCGCGAGCCGGAGCCUCCGCAGCCGAGUCCGAGCGGAGCCCGGGGCGGAGCCCAGGAGGAACCUCAGCUCCCGGGCUGGCCCCCGUGGGCGGCGGGCGAGGCGGGGCGGGCGCCGGCGGGGCGGCCCCCCAGUAAGAUGUGCGCGGCGCCGCGGGGCGCCCCCCACUCGCAGAGGCGCUCGGGAGCCGGGCGGCUGGGCCAGGCGGCGCCUCGGGGGCUGCUGCGCGCCCGCGCCUAGAGCUGCCGCCCCAGGGAGCCCGCCACGGCCGCGCCCCGGGCACGCUCGGUGGCGCCCAACGAUGACCGCUCCCUGGCGGCGCCUCCGGAGUCUGGUUUGGGAAUACUGGGCCGGGCUCCUCGUGUGCGCCUUCUGGAUCCCAGACUCGCGCGGGAUGCCCCACGUCAUCCGGAUCGGAGGAAUCUUUGAGUAUGCAGACGGCCCCAACGCCCAGGUCAUGAACGCCGAGGAGCACGCCUUUCGAUUUUCUGCCAACAUCAUCAACCGGAACAGGACUCUGCUGCCCAACACGACUCUGACCUAUGACAUCCAGAGGAUUCACUUCCAUGACAGCUUUGAGGCCACCAAGAAGGCCUGUGACCAGUUGGCGCUGGGCGUAGUAGCCAUCUUUGGGCCAUCCCAGGGCUCCUGCACCAAUGCUGUCCAGUCCAUCUGCAACGCCUUGGAGGUGCCCCACAUCCAACUGCGCUGGAAGCACCACCCCCUGGACAACAAGGACACCUUCUACGUGAACCUCUACCCUGACUACGCCUCCCUCAGCCACGCCAUCCUCGAUUUGGUCCAGUCCCUCAAGUGGCGGUCAGCCACGGUGGUCUAUGAUGAUAGUACAGGUCUCAUCCGGCUGCAGGAACUCAUCAUGGCCCCCUCCAGGUACAACAUCCGCCUGAAGAUUCGCCAGCUCCCCAUCGACUCGGAUGACUCGAGGCCCUUGCUCAAGGAGAUGAAGCGGGGCCGGGAGUUCCGCAUCAUCUUCGACUGCAGCCACACCAUGGCAGCCCAGAUCCUCAAGCAGGCCAUGGCCAUGGGCAUGAUGACGGAAUACUACCACUUUAUCUUCACCACUCUGGAUCUCUAUGCACUAGACCUGGAGCCCUACCGCUACUCGGGGGUGAACCUGACUGGGUUCCGCAUACUAAACGUGGACAAUCCCCACGUCUCAGCCAUUGUGGAGAAGUGGUCCAUGGAACGGCUACAGGCAGCUCCCCGGGCAGAGUCAGGCCUGUUGGAUGGAGUGAUGAUGACGGAUGCAGCCCUGCUCUACGACGCCGUCCACAUCGUGUCCGUGUGCUACCAGCGAGCGCCGCAGAUGACCGUGAACUCCCUGCAGUGCCACCGGCACAAGGCCUGGCGUUUUGGCGGCCGCUUCAUGAACUUCAUCAAGGAGGCUCAAUGGGAAGGAUUAACGGGGCGGAUUGUUUUCAACAAAACCAGUGGCUUGCGGACUGAUUUUGAUCUGGACAUCAUCAGCCUGAAGGAGGAUGGCUUGGAGAAGGUUGGGGUGUGGAGUCCAGCGGAUGGUCUCAACAUCACUGAGGUUGCCAAAGGCCGAGGUCCUAAUGUCACUGACUCUCUGACCAACAGGUCAUUGAUAGUCACCACUGUGCUGGAGGAGCCUUUUGUCAUGUUCCGAAAAUCUGAUAGGACCCUUUAUGGCAACGACCGGUUUGAGGGCUACUGCAUCGACUUGCUCAAGGAGCUGGCGCACAUCCUGGGCUUCUCCUAUGAGAUCCGGCUGGUGGAAGAUGGCAAGUACGGGGCACAGGACGACAAGGGCCAGUGGAACGGCAUGGUCAAGGAGCUCAUUGACCACAAAGCAGAUCUGGCUGUGGCUCCCCUGACCAUCACUCACGUCCGAGAGAAGGCCAUCGACUUCUCUAAGCCUUUUAUGACCCUCGGAGUGAGCAUCUUAUAUCGCAAGCCCAAUGGCACCAACCCCAGUGUCUUCUCCUUCCUCAACCCACUUUCUCCAGACAUCUGGAUGUACGUGCUGCUCGCCUACCUGGGUGUCAGCUGUGUCCUCUUUGUCAUUGCCAGAUUCAGCCCUUACGAGUGGUAUGAUGCCCACCCCUGCAACCCCGGCUCCGAGGUGGUGGAGAAUAACUUCACGCUGCUCAACAGCUUCUGGUUUGGAAUGGGCUCCCUGAUGCAACAAGGAUCUGAACUGAUGCCUAAAGCUCUGUCUACCCGGAUCAUUGGCGGCAUCUGGUGGUUCUUCACACUCAUCAUCAUCUCCUCCUACACGGCCAACCUGGCUGCCUUCCUGACCGUGGAGCGCAUGGAGUCUCCCAUCGACUCCGCUGAUGACCUGGCCAAGCAGACCAAGAUAGAGUAUGGUGCUGUCAAGGAUGGGGCCACCAUGACCUUCUUCAAGAAAUCCAAGAUCUCUACCUUUGAGAAGAUGUGGGCCUUCAUGAGCAGCAAGCCCUCGGCGCUGGUGAAGAACAACGAGGAGGGCAUCCAGCGGACGCUCACAGCCGACUACGCUCUGCUCAUGGAGUCCACCACCAUAGAGUACAUUACACAAAGGAACUGCAACCUCACCCAGAUCGGGGGCCUCAUCGACUCCAAGGGCUAUGGCAUCGGCACGCCCAUGGGCUCCCCCUACCGGGACAAAAUCACCAUCGCCAUUCUACAGCUGCAGGAGGAAGACAAGCUGCACAUCAUGAAGGAGAAGUGGUGGCGAGGCAGCGGGUGCCCCGAGGAGGAGAACAAGGAGGCCAGCGCCCUGGGCAUCCAGAAGAUCGGUGGCAUCUUCAUCGUCCUGGCCGCUGGCUUAGUACUGUCUGUGUUGGUGGCAGUGGGCGAAUUUAUAUACAAACUCCGCAAGACAGCGGAGCGGGAGCAGCGCUCCUUCUGCAGCACAGUGGCUGAUGAGAUCCGCUUCUCCCUCACCUGCCAACGCCGUCUCAAGCACAAGCCACAGCCUCCUAUGAUGGUCAAGACGGAUGCGGUCAUCAACAUGCACACCUUUAACGACCGAAGGCUCCCAGGCAAGGACAGCAUGAGCUGCAGCACCUCGCUCGCCCCUGUCUUCCCCUAGACAUGGGUACAGCGAGGACUUCAGGCCCAGUCCACGCAGAGGAAGGCAAAGGAGACCCGAAGGGACAUCCUCAUCUCAUGCUGGCCUUGGGGGUGGAGCUGCUGUCCGCAUCCAGCCGUGAACCCUCAGCUCUUACCUACCAGGAAACCCGUGGGCCCCGGGACCAGCUGCUUGGGCUUCAUCUCCUCUUGUCUUUUCUAUGGCUUUCUGAAGCUGUGAAGGCCAGCGGAAGCACAUGCCUCUCAGGCUCCACCCACCACCCCUCUCUUCUCCAUAGCCGGGUAUUUCUGCCAUGGCUCUGCACAGGCCUCAGAACACAGGAGAUGGUUCUUAUACCCCCCUCCUUUCCCUCAAGCCCAGGACUUCUAGCACGCAGCUUCAAGAGCAGAGACUCCAACUUUGAACCCUUUAAGGAUGUUCUAACGAGGCUGCCAGAGUGAGCCCAAAGGCAGCCAUCCCUACGUGGACAGAAGCAAAGCUUCAGCCCUUAAGAGCUAUUUACCUGGGUCUGGUCUUCUCAACUUGGCUUCGCCCACAGCAGCAGCAGUCCCCUGGCGACAUGAAAAGCAGUGUGGAUAGGAGGGGUAAGGACAGCGUGGGAGAGAACGCACAGACGGAGGCUGCAGUCUCAGAUGCUUGAGGUCAGUGUCCCAAGAGGUCAGUGUCCCAAGACGCCAGUGUGCAGAAAGUCUCCAGGAAUGUGAAUGAGGUAGCAACCACAGAAAAUUCUUCUCCACUUCUGCACAAAGAAGGCCCCCCUCCCUCACAAGGAACGUCCAAAGACUCAAUUGACAUUGGAAGGCCAGCGGAAGAACUACAGAUUCUAUCAAAAUCCAACAGGCCCUUGAACCAGAAGACCACCUUUGCUGGUAAAUAAGCCAGCAUUCAGGACCCUGGGUUCUCCACCCUCUUCUCUUUGGCAAUUGAUUCCCUGUCCCUGACCGUUUGAAUUUGACCUCCCUCUGCCAUCCUGAAAAGAGAAAAGCAGCCUCAACUGAAGUACGAGUCAAGUCAUACCUCCUCAAAAGAGGGGUUGGUGUCCCCGUGCACAGACUAACUUUGGGGUAGAUGGGAGAAGCCAGGCGGGACCCAAAGAACCAUCUAGAGAAAGAAAGCUUUCAGGGGUGGGAUAUGAGACCUCUGGAGGCCCCCCUAAGAUAGGGAGGGAGAAGCUGCCUCCUGGAAAAUUAACCAAAGACCCAACACAGAGACACAAGGCCACCCUGGCCCCUGGUCUCUUAUCUGGAGCAGCUAUGGUCUUAGGGCACUGGCAGGGAGGAACCCUAGAGGAGAAACCAGGGAGGAGACAGUGAAGGGGUUGUGAGCAGAUGGCCUGUGGUUCCAUCUCUGGAUAUUUAAAGUCAUAGGGAAGAUUCAGAUGUGAGGGGUUAGGCAAAAAGUGUCCUUACAGAGAGUGUGACAGGGCCAUGAGGGCCCUCGCAGCUAAGGGUGGAAGCCAGUCUCCGAGCAGGGACCAGGAUAGGCGAUAUGGGUUGAGAACUGAGAACUGGGGACACCAGUCAUCCACACUCCCUCACUUUAUCCUGGUGCUGCUGGGGGUGGGCGAGCUUGGAAGAGCUACAUCCAGAUCCCAAGUCCUCUCAGCAGAGGUGAAGGAACCCCUUCAGCCAAGCUGUCCCCUCCCCCGAUGGGCACAUAUGACUAAUCCCAUCAUGCUGGUUCUCAGGAGCUCUGUCUGUCUGUCUGCACUGAAGGAAGUAAAAGAGGGAUGACCCACAGCCAAGGCCAGUGCAUGCAAUGAUAGGAAAAGCCAUGCUGGCAGGAGGGGGGAGCAUGCUAUGUCUGUGUGUUUGACUUUGUGUGUGUGAGUUUUGGAGGCUGGAUUAAGGACAGACGUGGGUAUAUAAGAUAGUCAAGAGCAGGCAAUAAUAAGGGCCUCCUUUGGGCCCUUGGUGGUGGUGGUGGUGGUGGUGUGUGUGUGUGUGUGUGUGUGUGUGUGUGUGUGUGUGUGAAAUGAGUGAAAUGGAGAGGAAGGAGCUCAAUCAGGACCAGCAACAGAGCCUCAUCUAUGUAAAAACAGGAGAAGCCAUGUUGAGAUGGGGUUCUGGUGAGUACAUGUAUGGAUGCAAGCGUGUGUCCGUGUGCGUGCAUGUGUGUGUGUGUGUGUGUGUGUGUGUGUGUGUGUAAUGAAUAGCAGAGGAUGGGAUACAGAGCAGGAUACAACCUGCAGCAUAGCCAAAUACUUAAAAGGAGAAGCCAUGUCAUCAGAGGUCCUUGUGUGUGCGCGAGCGCACACACGGAUAUGCAGGCUUGUGUGCCCUGGAGGCAGCAGAGGAGGGUGAACCAGAUUGCUGUGCCCCAUGGAGGAUGCGUGCUGUGCAUGAGGAGUGGUGAAAAUGGACUGUGAGUGAGUGUGUGUGAGAGAGGACAGGAAAGAGAAAGAGUGAGUAUAUAUGUGUGUGCUGAGAGUGUACUCACACCCAUGUAUGUGCAGACGUGUCUCUGAGUUCCGGUUCGCAUCCUGAGUUGAAGCAGCAGGGCAAUCAGGGAGGCAGGAUAGCAGGGUUUGUUUGCACGCCUGUUCUGGGAGGGAUGCUUUGCCACAGCUUCCCUGAGGCUCCGUGGGACGACGCGCAGAGACACAGCCUCCGAGGCUCACAACUGGUGGUGCCUUCUCCUCUGCUGUUCACAGAGUGUCCUGUGGGGAGGGGAAAACAUUCCUUUUCUUUCUUUCUUUUCCUUUUUUAUUUUUAUUUUUUUUUUAAAUUAACCCUGCUGACAGGAUUCGAGUGAAACCAUUCUCCAAUCUGUUCUCAUCCACUGUAGUCAGUAACCGCUGUCUUAUGUUGUCUGGUACCGUUUUCUAACACACACCCACAUCCGUGCUCAUAUCACACAUGUGCUUUUGUGCAUGACACUGCAGGCGUGUCAUGUUCUUCUGAGGCUAUGCACAUAUGUAGACUGUGAUGGGAGAAGGAACGGGACAUGGUUAGUGGGAAGGACGUUUCUCAAGGUAAUGAACGGCUGGGUGAAGGCGCCGGGAUGGUUUAUAGACUCAUUCGAGGCAGAGGGCUGGCCCUGCUGGAGGAUCUCCCUUCCACUCGAGCCUGAUGUUCAGAGGUGUGGCUAAUGCUGGCCCUCUUGCUGAAGUCCUGUGUUUGUCCUAGAGACUGGCCCAGUGCUAAGCACCCUGGAGGCCAUCCUUCCCGGCUGAGCUGUGUCUUUCCCGGGGUAGGGAAAGGCCUAAAGAGGGAGGCAGCUCAUCCAAGUGGAAACCUGUCCUAGUUCCCUGAGGGGUGCGCAGAGCUGGGGCCGGAGCACGCAGAGGCACUGAGGGGCAAUGGGAAUCGCAAAGGCUGGUUUGGAUGGAGUAGAUGAGGCAUACCUGAGCAGGUGCCUGGCUGGCUGGCUCUGUCUGACCUAUGUGCCAGCCUCUGAGGGAAGAGCACCUCACGCCAUCAUGUCUGGGUCUAAGCUCCACCUGCAUAUAACCAGCUCAAAGGAAGGGCAGCACCCACCCUGUCCAGGCUCUAGGGGCUGUUGUCAUGGUCUCCUUCUGCCUCUACCCUGGCCUGCAUGUGGGUUCUCUGCUGUGGACAGAUGCUAAAAGCUGAGCACUCUGGGUGCUCAGGUGGCUCUCAUCUGCAGAUGUCUUACAAGAGGGAACAUGUGGUAUUGGCGGGCAAGUUGGGCUAAGAAUCGCUGAGGUAGGAGACGCCCUCCUCAGCCUGGACUGUGGCUCAGCUGGAAGAGCAUUUUCUGGGUCCUUGUAGCAUGCAAUGGGGGAGGAGCUAACAGAUGAAACAUCUCCAUGAGAGAGCAGAAGUCAGACGAGACCCCCAUUCACUAAGAACCGUCUGUCCCUUCAGACCCACCUUCUUCUGUGGUCCAGGAAGAGCUAAAGGUGGGGUGCAGCUACUGCUGCUUCAUGCCACACGAGGUCAUGCCACACACACACACACACACACACACACACACCCCAGAGCCAUUCCCUACUGCAGGCACCAGCAUCUGAGCAGGACAAACUCCACGCUCCACCUCUGGAAUCGUUCUGCGUGGAUGCCCAUUCGGAAGGGCCCUCAUGUCAUGGACAAACAACCGCAUGGAGUUAACAUCUGGGACCCACCCAGCCCAGUGGACAGAUUUGAGAAUUGGGCCCAAUCCUGGGGGCAGAUCUCUGAGUAAGAUAUACCUGGACGUCCCAGGUUGUUGAGGGGCGGGGUGCACAUCUGGGAUUGAGCUAGCCACUUGCCCCAGUGGAAGGGGCCUUGCCCUCUGCCUCCAUGUCCUGGAGUUGAAAUUUUAGAGCUGAGGUAUACGUGAAGUCACAGAACUGUUUUUAGGUAGAAGGCGACUGUUCUGUACAAUAUAUAUAUGAAUGUAAAAAAUAUAUAUGCUUAUAUAUAUGCGCAGUGUAUAUAUGACCCACAACCCCUGUGUAUACAACUCUUCCCUGCACGUCUGCACACAAAGCGUACAGAACCCAGCCAGUAUGGGUGAGGACCCAGUGAGAGAUGAGGGCGGCAGCAGAAGGGUCAGGUUUGCACAGCCCUCUGGAACAAGCCAGGUCUUGCCAGCGUCAGUGCUACGGACCAUAGCAAAAAGGGUAGAAUAAUGUGGAGCUGACAGGUGAACCGGGGAGGAGACAGCCCUGGGUGAGAGUCUGCGCAUGGGAGUUUAGGCCCUGCUGGUCCUUGAUCUCCGAACCAACAUCACAGUCUGGUCCCCGCAUCUAGUGCUGGGGAGGAGAGUGAGGAAAGCAGAGACACUUCCCUGGGCCUACAGAAUGGCUUGGAAGAUGUCAAGCUGCAUCAGAAGCAUCAGACAUCAGAGGACCUUGGGUGGCAAAGGCCUCACGAACGCAAGAUGCCCACAGCUCAUGGCUAGAGCGAGGCUCUUUUGAAGAGAAAGGCCCCCUGAAGUCACUGCUGACAUGCUCGUUCAAGAUCCCAAUAACCUAGUUAUGAAUCUAGCUCUUGUUCCCCUGCCUUCUAGAACAGAGGCAGUCCAAUCACCCGUAGCUGUCUGUUUUACUAUUAAAGACCAAAACUCCGAGGCCUCCCAGUAAAAGGAGGAGCCAUAGAGUCAGAUGCUAGCCAAGAGUCUGCCCAGUUCAUUCUGACCCGGGCAUAAGAGUGAGGGAGCUAUCAAGGAACCAGAGAGAUGGGAGAUGAGAGAUUCAAGAAGGCAGCACCCAGCCUUUCACAGCCCCUUAGUGUCUGCCAGUCCUUCUCUCUGUUGCCUCUUCCUCAACAGGGCAGCUGCUAGGGAGCCCCUGAUAGCUAGGUUCACAGACCUCUGUCCCUGCUGUACUUGGAUCUGUCUGUUGCCAGCAAUUUGAGGCCUUCAGCCCCUUCCUGGGUCCAAGCAUCUAUAGAGUGUGCUGGGGAGAGGAGACUGGGCUUUGCUUUUGUGUGGUCUGCAGCCUGCCCUUUGCUUUAGCCACAGCCCUCAGGCCAUCUGCACUUAAAGGCCAGGCCCACUCCUGCAGCCAUGGCCAAGCGCAUCUAAAUCCAGCCGCCGCCGAGGAGGGUCCUGUCCUGGCUCCACAGAGACCAGAGGCUCCAAGAGCCCUCACGCCACUGUGCUCUGAAACCCCAGCCCCUACCUGCCUGGGCUGACUUCCUGGCUGGGCCUCGGUGGUGGGGACCUCAGCUCCCUGCUCUUGGGCUGAGCCCCCAGACAGCACCAUGGGACUCCAAGAGCCAUGGCCUGUCCCACUACCCAGACCAGAGUGCCUGGACGCUCUCCCCCUUCCCACUCAGCAAGGUUCCCACACACUGGUCUCUGGGCCAUUCAGGGGGUGCCCUUUGUGGACAUGCAGAAUUUCUAUGAAUAUAGUUUUUUGUAAACAUUUUGUAACAAUUUGGGUUUCAUAGUAACUGUGUUACUUGCCAAUCAUUCUAAGCAGAUGUAAAUAAAUUUCCAAACAAAUCUGAUUAUUUUCCUUUUUAAGACACUGUGAUAUAUCAAAGUGCACAGUUUGCUGUAUGAAGUAAUAUGGUUUUAAAUUUUAAAUAAAUGUUUUUAGAAAAUGGG
This is a messenger RNA of Meriones unguiculatus (Mongolian gerbil), 9220 nucleotides long. It is a transcript of the gene Grik3, whose product is annotated as glutamate ionotropic receptor kainate type subunit 3. The record is from RefSeq and is a predicted model, not a curated record. Gene Ontology annotation, cellular component: kainate selective glutamate receptor complex; postsynaptic membrane; plasma membrane. Gene Ontology annotation, biological process: monoatomic ion transport; modulation of chemical synaptic transmission; synaptic transmission, glutamatergic. The coding region runs from base 461 to 3220 and encodes 919 amino acids. Lineage: Eukaryota; Metazoa; Chordata; Mammalia; Rodentia; Muridae. Gene Ontology annotation, molecular function: transmitter-gated monoatomic ion channel activity involved in regulation of postsynaptic membrane potential; kainate selective glutamate receptor activity. The transcript is spliced from 16 exons.